UGUGCGUGACUUCCCUCCGGAUGAGACGGGGUUGCUGGGCGUUGGCAUCGGCUACGCUCAGUCUGGCCUAACCCCCAUUGUCGAGAUACCUUAUGCGAAGUACUUGGACUGUGGCGCAGACAUGUUCUAUGAAGCGUGCAUCAACAACUGGCUCAGCCACGGCACACAACCCAACGGCAUGAUCAUUCGACUGCAAG
This is a messenger RNA of Sphaeroforma arctica JP610, 197 nucleotides long. RefSeq lists its product as hypothetical. NCBI's taxonomy places the organism in Eukaryota, Ichthyosporea, Ichthyophonida. The record is from RefSeq and is a predicted model, not a curated record. The transcript has a single exon. Gene Ontology annotation, biological process: response to nutrient; branched-chain amino acid catabolic process. The annotation marks the transcript as partial.